This is a messenger RNA of Rotaria sp. Silwood1, 208 nucleotides long. Lineage: Eukaryota; Metazoa; Rotifera; Eurotatoria; Philodinida; Philodinidae. The record is from the annotation of a GenBank genome assembly.
AUGGACUCGUCAGAAACACGAACGCUAUGCAGAUAUGGCACAAAAUGUUAUAAUAAAGAUCCAUCUCAUCUCAAAGAAUAUUCUCAUCCACACAAACCACAAGACGCUAAUGAUAAGUGCAAAUCAAAUGAUGCACAAUCUUCAUUAGCAAAGCAAACUCGAUGUCGAUAUGGUAAAGAUUGCUAUGACAAAGAUCCAUCUCAUCUCA